This is a messenger RNA of Daldinia vernicosa, 1416 nucleotides long. RefSeq lists its product as uncharacterized. The coding region runs from base 792 to 1256 and encodes 154 amino acids. The record is from RefSeq and is a predicted model, not a curated record. Lineage: Eukaryota; Fungi; Ascomycota; Sordariomycetes; Xylariales; Hypoxylaceae. The transcript has 2 exons.
GAGAAGAUGAAUUGCCUAGGUAAUGAUGCGAUGUGACGAUGGCGGUUUGUCUCUAGAGACAUGAUCCGAAGGGACCAAUCGUGACAGCUAGGUGUUUGCAAGGCGUCAUCGUGUACGCUGAGCCGCCAGCCUAAUCGGACACCGCCUCACUAGUCGCGCGUACGACUCUACAUACUAUGUACGCUAUACGUAUUAUACAUGCAUAUACAGUAUAUACUAUGUAGUUUAUAGACCAACUAUCACACGCACCAUGGCAUUAGUCAUGGUGUUGGGCUUGGGGUAAGUCGUGAUGGGAGAGCUUUUUAAAUGGAGCAGUUAAUGCAAACUGCCAGGAGGCAUGUAGAAAGGGUGGUUUUGGGGUCCGCAGACUCUGCACCGGCAACGUUACCCAUUGACGGCAAUGGAUCACCACAUGAAUCAGCCAGCCGCGGACGGCGUGGGAAAAAUAACUCUCUUUCUGGGUCGUGCAGGUCAUAGGCUUGAUAGGCAACCAGUCAUGACCGUUGUGAGGUCCAAUUACAUACAUACAUAGUACGUUAGAAGUCGAGCACGAGCAUAGCCGAUCUUCGUCCUGCCUCCCGGCCCUACAUAGGCCGGACUAUUUGCGAUAGCAUUGGAGAAAACGCGAGUCCGCGAGGACGUGCGAGAGAGAGACGCAUGAAUAUACAUCCUGGUUCGGAGCUGCGGGGGGAUGAUGGGAUGAUGAAAGGCUAAUGCUAUAGAUAUAUAUAGGUUGGCAUAUUCUUGGAUAAUAUAUAGAAGACGAGUAGAAGCCGUAAGCUUGUACGUGUAUGUGUGAGAUAAAUAGCCAAGAUGAAACAAGAGAAGAGGAGUCUCAUGAAGCCUUAAUAACCGUCAUACAUGGGACUUGGUCUGAGUCUAUGACUACCUACAUAUACCUUACGUAUAUGCGGCGGAGUACAUGGAUGAGGGCAUUUAUCAUGCAGGUGAGUCUGGCGUUUGAAGCAUCUAAUUUGUUGGCGACGACAUGGAGUAGUAGGGUAUUGUAUGUGCUAUGUAUGUGGUACGGGACCCUCCAUUCUUCCCUCCUUCAAGUAUGUAUGUUUCCCACCCCCCACAAAAUUAUCUCUAUCUCUCACUCAUACGGGGAUCCUCUCGGAGCGAAUUACUCUCGCACAGCCAAUCCCUCGGCAUCAAGUCGAAUAUGUAGACCGCGGACUAUUUUCGUCAUCAUAGGUAUUUAUCCCUUUUUCCCUUCUUCUUCUUCUUCGAGCUAUUGGAUAGUUCGAGCUUAGUAUUCGUCUACUAAUGUAUGUAUGUGUGCCCGGAAUUGCGGCCCACUCGUCACCUUGGAGCUGAAGUGAAGCGAGAGCCUCGGGCUAACGAGAAAAAGAGAGAGAGACUUGGAGCUGUCCUGUCCUGUCGAAUCCUUUUUUUUUUUUUUUUUUUUUUCUU